Molecule: messenger RNA, 923 nt
Organism: Bicyclus anynana (squinting bush brown)
Lineage: Eukaryota; Metazoa; Arthropoda; Insecta; Lepidoptera; Nymphalidae
Product: ubiquitin thioesterase otubain-like
Exons: 5
Coding region: 49-876 (275 amino acids)
Biological process (GO): protein K48-linked deubiquitination
Cellular component (GO): nucleus
Molecular function (GO): ubiquitin binding; cysteine-type deubiquitinase activity
Source: RefSeq, a predicted model, not a curated record
CACUAUUGCCUGUCAAGUGUCAAUUCUAUUUUUUUAUUAAAUUUGAAAAUGGCGGACGAUGCAUCGAGCAGCAGCGCUUGUACCGGCAAUUUAAUUGAUAAUUCAAUAAAUCAAGAUGAGUUGAUUAUGAAACAGCAGCGCGAAAUAGAGAAAGAGAUAUCGGAAUCGAUUCCUCUGGUCGGUGAUCUUGAACCUCUAUCGUCACUAGAAAAGGAAUAUAACGAAGAUCCCGUUUAUCUGCUCAAAAUCAAAGAUCUCACUGCCAAAUACAAAUCUAUGAGAAGAACACGACCGGACGGCAACUGCUUUUUUCGUGCAUUUUCUUACGCGUAUUUAGAGCAUCUCCUCACUAACAAAGAGGAGUUCGAUAAGUUUUAUGAAAUAGCCAAGAAUUCGAAGGAAAUCCUGGUCGCGCUGGGCUUUCCUCAGUUCACCGUGGAAGACUUCUAUGAGACGUUUAUGGAAGUAGUACAAAGAGUGGGCGAGCAUGCAGGUGGCUCACCUGAUGAGCUGGACUCCAUCCGGGAGGAGCUCCACAGCAAGUUUAACAAGCAGGCCUACUCUGACUACAUAGUGGUGUACCUUCGCCUCAUCACAUCAGGCCAGCUGCAGACACAGCAUGAUUUUUAUCAGAACUUCAUUGAGGGACCUCGCACAGUUACCGAGUUUUGUAGACAGGAGGUGGAGCCGAUGUACAAGGAGUCAGACCACAUCCACAUCAUCGCGCUGAGCAACGCGCUCAACGCGGGCGUCCGGGUCAAGUACAUGGACCGGGGGGAGGGCAGCCAGGUGAUAGCGCACGACUUCCCCGACGGCGUGAAGCCGCUGGUGCACCUGCUGUACCGGCCCGGCCACUACGACAUCUUGUACGCGUGAUCGACGCUUCCUUUGCAUUAAACUUAAUUAUCUUACUCCUACGCGAC